This is a messenger RNA of Cajanus cajan (pigeon pea), 352 nucleotides long. The record is from RefSeq and is a predicted model, not a curated record. Lineage: Eukaryota; Viridiplantae; Streptophyta; Magnoliopsida; Fabales; Fabaceae.
CCAGACAGAAACUCCUUGAAGAAGCCAGCUUCCACUUUCAAACACUGUCUCCGACAUGAAUACUCAAAUACCGCUUCAAGUGUCACUCUUCAUCCCUCUGAAUCGAAACCCUUCAUUUUCAUUCUCACCUUUUCGUUGGAACCAAACGCCAUUUGGGGUUCGUAAAAUCCCGCGCUUUGUGGUGAGUGCAGGCCCCAAGAAGAUAUUGUUCGGCAAAGAGUGCAGAGAGACCUUACAAGCCGGAAUUGAUAAACUCGCCGAUGCUGUCUCUCUUACCGUUGGACCCAAAGGACGUAAUGUUAUUCUUUCUGAAUCUGGAAACCUUAAAGUGAUUAAUUCAUCUCAAUUUUAG